ACGCAGGAGAUACAUGUAGACGGAGGAAGACGUGAAUGCUGAAAAUCUAGCGUAAUUCCUCGCUUGUCAAGUUAAUAAUGAGUUGCAAGUAAAAGAGAACGUCUGAUCGAAUUUCAAAGAUGAAAAAGGACAAACACAAGGCCAAAAGAAGUGCAAAUUACAAGAAGCAACAUGGCAUUUCUUCUGCAAAGAAUGCGAACAGAACUGCAAAAUCAACGAUUGCUGCUGAAGCGGAUGCGACACUGCGACAUGUAAAGCCAAAGGGACAUGGCCUCAUCAAGUCACAGGCAGAAUUGAUUAUCGAAAAACAGGAGGGACUGAAACAGUAUUCAAGAAGAAAGGUCGAAAGCAACUGGGAAAAAUAUGAAGAUUUUGUUGUUGAUCCUGACACAGAGACAGAGAAAGUCCGUUCAGAACCAAGGGGGGAAGACUUUCAAAAGCUUUUAUCCAAAUCAGAUGAUGCUUCAUCUCAGCUUCGAAUGAAGGAUGAAGUAUGGUGGGAUGGAGAUGAUCAAGAUGAUGAAACUGAGACUGAAAUUGGGAAGCUGUUCAAGAUUGACUAUGUGGAUUUAGCACGGCGUCUUAAAUGCAUCCCUCUCCAUGAGCGGCUUGGAAUAUCAACUAAAUAUUUUGAUGAGGAUUUACUCAAUAAAAUAAAUGAGGAUGCGGCAGAGCAUACAAAGAGGUAUCAAGAAAUGUUGGAUGCAGAGAAAGCUCAAGAACUGAACAACCCUCAAGAAUCAGAAAAUCCUACCCCAUCAGAUACUGUUUCUGAUCUAUCAUCAAGAGAACUAAUGACAGAGCCAACUGUUGGUGCAUGUAUUAAUAGUUGUGAAGCAAACAAACUGCAUGAAGUGACAGAUGAACACUGUAAUCAGCAAUCAAGUGAUGUUACUUUAAGAACUAAUAAUGAAACAGAACAUUGUACUAAAGAUGUAAAACAGACGGACUCACAAGCUGCUGAUAGGUUGUCGCAUUCUGCUGUAAGUCCGAGCUCUAGGAGUCAUAUUGAUUCAGGAUCCCCUGUGACCUCCAGCGAUAGGUCAACAAAAUCUGCUGAUGAUAAAGAGCCAACUACAGAACCACAUGCUAAACACAGUGAAGAAGAAAAUCUUGAAAACUGGCUGGAUGACUUCUUGGAUGAUUGAAGUGAUUCUGGUUUGACACUUAGCCAUUGGUAUUUUGAUUUUCCAGUUCUAGUUGUUUUAUUUUUUCUUUUCUUGAUUUUCAUUUUUUUUGUGGGGGUGUGAUGGAAUGAUUUAUAAAUAUACAUGUACAAGUAUUGUACUUUACUUUUCUCGUGAGCAAAAGUGUGCUGCAUUCUGCCGUACUUUAAAUGAACUUUAGAAAAAAAAAACCUUUUCCCUUUGAUUGCUAGAAUUUCAGCAGAUUUUAUUCAACUCAUGUAGCUAUUGGUGUCUUGGUUAUUUGGAUUUUGCUCUCCUGUAAAGAAAAAAAUUAUUUACAAAUUUUACUUCUAAAUUUAGAUGGUUUGAAAAAAAGAAUGCAAACCAGUCCAUGUUAUGAGAAAAAAAGAUGUAUGAAGAAUAAGGACAUGUGUUUCAUUUUUGUACCCUUAGUUUUUUUUUUUCAUGUUUGAAUUGUCUUGAGCUUAAAACGAUUUUUCUUGAAAUAUGCUUAAUUGUUAUACUAGAUGAAGAAGAUGGAUAACAAUUGCUCUCAUGACUUUCCAUGAUUUUUUUUCUUGUAAAAACAGAUAUGGUCCAUAAUUAAUUUUAUACUUGAGUAGGAUAUAUCAUUGUGUGAACAAUCCAUGAUGAUGAUGAUGAUGAUGUGUAAUUAUGAUUGUGGUGUAUUUAUUUCAUACUUUUUAGAGGUGGUUAUGAAAUGAUAUAUUUCCCUUCAUUCGUAAAGUACAAAUUAUAAAUUGUUAAUCAGUAACAUGAAAUGAUAUAUCCCCUGUAUUUUUAUGACUGAAAGGAUGUCAUGUCAUAACCACCCCCAGAGAUGAUCUAAACACACCUUGUGCAGAGGACAUAUUCUCUGUACUAGAUGUGUUUUGAUCAUCUCUGGACUCUGGAGGUGGUUAUGAAAUGAUAGCUCUGCAGUCGUAAAGUACAAAUGACAAAUAACAUUUGUACAAACUUGAUAGAAGGAAUGUUUUUUUAAACCAGAAAGAGGAUUUAUUGAAAAAUACACAAAUAUUAAUUAAUGGCUGUUGUAUAUAUUUGAAAAGAAAACUAACUGUUGAACAGGAAUGUCUGAUAAUUAGGCCAAGGUGUGUAAUGGACCAUAUCUGUUAAUGCAAAAAUGGUUGUGGCAUGUUAGCAACUUAGCAUACUCCUAUAUACAAGACCAUUUCCUAAUCUUUAUCAUGUUGACAAUUUUGUACAUUUUAUGAACAAUCCACACCAUUAGAAUUGGGGCAAUACAUGUUUUGCAUGCAAGGGUGGGGUAUGUAUUGGUAUUCAGCUGUGAUUACCAUUUACCGGUAGUUUAAAUAAGGUUUAUAUAGAUGUGGUUUUGACAACAAAAAUUUUAACUUCUCACCUUUUCUAUUUUAUUUCAGAGUUAUGCUUUUCGUUUUCUUCAAAUCAAGUUGUUGUUGGGGGUGAAAGUGACCUUAAACAGACAUUGAUACAGCAGUAGUUCCUAAAAAUGCAAAAUAUCAUGUGCUAUCACUAUCAUGCAGGCUAAAGGGUGAAUUUGUGAGACUAGUGAGUGAAAUUACAAACACCAAACUAGCCUCUUCUGAAAAUAAUAUGACAAUAUGCCAUCUGGUUUAUUGUUAUAGAAUAUUUGGGAGGUCUGAUAUGGUGUAUCUACAUGUACAGUGCCAUUUGAAAAGUUUCCCCAACAUUACCUAUUAACUGUCUCUUGAUAUACUUGUCAUAAAAUUCAGAAAAUUGAACUUCUGGUACAGUAGCAUGGAAUAUUAUUCAACUCUGUAGUAUAGUAGUCUGCUAUGCAGACUCUGAAUGGCUCGUGAAGUGGGAUCUGCAGCUGGUUUAGCAAACCAGCCUAAGAGGGCGAGCGAAGCGAGUACAUCUGCAGCUCCAGUAGACCUAGUCUGCUAUGCAGACUCCUUUAAUCAGCUGUGAUACACACACUGCAGAUGUGGGUCUACAGUUGUAGACUAGUGGUAUAGUGAGUACGUGUACAUAUUUUUGCGCAAUUUCAAUCUUUGGUUAUGGAAAGAAGUACCUGCAUAACAUCAACUGAAUUAUCAAAUUCUCGACAAGACAUAGCCUUUGAUUUGAUAAACAUUAGGAAUUGAGUUCUUUCUUGGAUGAACAGAACUGGUUGAUUAAGUAAAUUAAUGUCAUUUCAUACCUAUCUAUACUGAAGCAUAACUUUGAUGAUCUUGGCUUGUUCAUUCAGGUUUGCAAGGACAUAACAUGCCUUAAGUACAUAAGAUUCAUAGUAUGUCAAACAGCAUUACUACUUUCGAAUAUGUGAUUUAACAAAUAGUGUUCAAGUAAAAAUUUCCUUCAGUAAAUUUGUACAUGGGUUGUACAUGAGAUUCAAUUUUCAAUUCCUGUCAAAAUUAAUUAAAAUUCUAGAUAAUGAUCACAUUAUUAUUGAAUGUUUACAAACGAUGCUCAUCACAGGUUUGAAAAUAAAGUAAUUUGCUCAAGUAUUCAUGCAUGUAUCUUUUCAUGCACGGAGGAACAUAAUUCCUUAUGUUUAUUCAGUCAAAGGCUAUUUCCUUGUCUUCAAUUUAAUAGAUAAUAUGGUUGAUGUUAGAUACAGUAUGUGUUUCAUUCCAUAACCAAAACUUGCAAAAAUAUGUACUCAUUACUAUGAGGAUGAAUAUUUCUGCAUGCAACUGUUUAUCAUUUUACAGAAUACGAUAUGGUAGACAGAUGUACCAAUUUCUGACAUGCUGACUUGCUUCAGCCAAGGUCGCUGAGAAGGGGUAAUCCACCCAGCUGCCCCACCCCUGUCUUUAUUAGCUGUUUUUAAUUGUACCAGAAUCAGGAUAGUUAGUUUUAAAGAAAAUAGAAGAGGAUGAUAAAGUUAGAGGAAGUAUAUUUUCAGACAAUUAACUGGAUUUAUUAUGUAGAUGGGUGGUUGGGAUUUUGGA
This is a messenger RNA of Lytechinus variegatus (green sea urchin), 4048 nucleotides long. Its product is annotated as cell death regulator Aven-like. The record is from RefSeq and is a predicted model, not a curated record. The coding region runs from base 120 to 1148 and encodes 342 amino acids. Gene Ontology annotation, biological process: negative regulation of G2/M transition of mitotic cell cycle. The transcript is spliced from 6 exons. Lineage: Eukaryota; Metazoa; Echinodermata; Echinoidea; Temnopleuroida; Toxopneustidae.